AUGGGAGCAUCUACAGUUGCUUUCUGUGUUUUCUUGUUGAGUUUAGCGGCUGUGGUCUUUGUAGAAUGCAGGCCGGAAAACGUCAGGGAGUUUAAGGUGUUAACUGCCCACUCUGAGAAAAAUGGUUUUCAUACAAGGAAAACAGGAAAGAAAUCGUCGCAUUGCCUCGUUAGGAAGACCAACUUCACUGAUCCAACUCAGGUUGUUAAAACCAAGCCCCGUGCCUUUGAAAAUCCAGCGUAUAUUGCAGCUCUCCCAACAGCACUGGACUGGAGAAAUAUCAGUGGAAAAAACUAUGCAAGUAGCUCACGUAAUCAGCACAUUCCACAGUAUUGUGGCUCAUGCUGGGCUAUGGGAUCAACCAGUGCUUUCGCAGACCGCAUUAACAUCAAGCGUGGUGGAGUAUGGCCCAGUGCUUACUUGUCAGCCCAGGAGGUGAUCGACUGCGCCAACGCUGGCAGCUGCGAAGGUGGAGACGACAGGGCAGUGUGGCAGUACGCUCACAGCACGGGCAUCCCCGAUGAGACUUGUAACAACUACCAGGCUAGAGAUGGAGUGUGCAGCGCUGAGAACACGUGUAAAACAUGCAGUGGGGAUGGUACUUGCACGAAAGUUGCAAACUUCCAACGAUGGAAAGUUGGUGAUUAUGGUCCCAUUUCUGGGCGGGAAAAAAUGAUGGCUGAAAUCCAUGCUAAUGGACCUAUCAGCUGUGGCAUAGAUGCCACGGAGAAGCUGGAAACAUAUGCUGGAGGUAUUUACGAGGAGUACAACACAUCUCCAGGGAUCAACCAUGUUAUAUCUGUGGCUGGGUGGGGCGUGCAAGGUGGAGUUGAGUACUGGAUCGUCAGAAACUCCUGGGGCACCUACUGGGGUGAACAAGGCUGGUUUCGCAUUGUUACCAGCAAGUAUAAAGAUGGCAACUAUAACCUUGGCAUUGAGACAGAGUGUGCUUACGGAGACGUUGAACUGAAAUAA
Candidula unifasciata is the source of this 975-nucleotide messenger RNA. Lineage: Eukaryota; Metazoa; Mollusca; Gastropoda; Stylommatophora; Geomitridae. The record is from the annotation of a GenBank genome assembly.